CCGGGGAGCGCGCGCGCCGCCGCCGCCACCGAGCUGGGCCGAAGUUGCCGGUAAUGGGGUUUGAAGGUGAUGGCCUUGAUUGAAGGCCUCGCGGCGGGGUCUUCCGCUGUUGCUGCGCUCGCUGCCGAGGUCUCCGUUCACUCUUCGUCAUGAGAGGAGAUAGAGCCCUGAAACAAAGAAAUCUGGAUCACAGAAAAAGUAUUCAAGGGUCAUGCAAGCCAACUGUAGCCAACUCCACAGCCCUCCAGGAGCUGCAGGCAAUGAGGAUGCCUCAGUCUCCCAAUGUGUCCAUACAAAAUUGACAGGAGAAGGUUCUUGUCUUCAUUCUGGAGAUGUUCAUAUCCAGAUAAACUCCAUACCUAAAGAAUAUGCUGAAAAUCCAACCUCCAGAAAUAAAAGGUCAGGUGUCCAUAGCUGUACCCAUGGAUGUAUACAUAGCCGCUCACGGAGUCAUUCCCACAAUGAAGCAAGGCAGCCUGAUGAUACUGCCACAGAGGCUGGAGAUCAUAGUAGUAGCUCCUUCUCAGAAUUCCGCUAUCUCUUCAAGUGGUUACACAAAAGUCUUCCAUAUAUUUUGAUUCUCGGUGUCAAACUUGUUAUGCAGCAUAUAACAGGAAUUUCUCUUGGAAUUGGGCUGCUUACAACUUUUAUGUAUGCAAACAAAAGCAUUGUAAAUCAGGUUUUUCUAAGAGAAAGGUGCUCAAAGAUUCAGUGUGCUUGGUUACUGGUAUUCUUAGCAGGAUCUUCUGUUCUUUUAUAUUACACCUUUCAUUCUCAGUCACUUUAUUACAGCUUAAUUUUCUUAAAUCCUACCUUGGACAAUGCAAGCUUCUGGGAAGUACUUUGGAUUGUUGGAAUUACAGACUUCAUUCUGAAAUUCCUCUUCAUGGGCUUAAAAUGCCUUAUUUUGCUGAUGCCUUCUUUCAUCAUGCCUUUUAAAUCCAAGGGUUACUGGUACAUGCUUUUAGAAGAAUCAUGUCAGUAUUACCGAACUUUUGUUCCCGUACCAGUUUGGUUUCGUUACCUUAUAAGCUAUGGGGAGUUUGGUAAUGUAACCAGACGGAGUCUUGGGAUAUUGCUGGCUUUACUCUACCUCAUACUAAAACUUUUGGACUUUUUUGGACAUCUGAGAACUUUCCGACAGGUUUUGCGAAUAUUUUUUAAACGACCAAGUUACGGAGUGGCUGCCAGCAAGAGACAGUGUUCAGAUGUGGAUGACAUUUGUUCAAUAUGUCAAGCUGAAUUUCAAAAACCCAUUCUGCUUAUCUGUCAGCAUAUAUUUUGUGAAGAAUGCAUUACCUUAUGGUUUAACAGAGAGAAAACGUGUCCACUGUGCCGAACUGUGAUCUCAGACCAUAUAAACAAAUGGAAAGAUGGAGCCACUUCAUUCCACCUUCAAAUAUAUUAAGUUGUAUGAACUAUGAAGGCCACAAAACACUAAUUUCAUUUGGUUACACUGACUAUUGAUAAAGACAUUAGAAUGGGUUUUCAGGACUAGAAGUUAAGGAAAAUGGCUUCAAACGGUUUUAGGUUAUUAUAGUAAGAUUUAAGUGUGUAGUCAAAUUUAUCAAAAGAUUAAAAGAGAGAACCUUAUGUUUUAAGAAAUAUAUAAGUAAUGUUCAGCCUAAUGCAUAUGGAAGAUUUAUUCUGUCCUAAUUAUUUGACAGGUGGUUGCAGUGUUAAAUUGUGAACGUUUUCUCAUUAAUGUUAUCAAAAUGGUAAUUGGGUAACUAAAACUAGUGGUUUUAGAGGAACUCAGGUAUUCUUUUCCUGACAUUGUUUUCAGAAUAAAGAAUAUUUUUCAUAGUAUUUUAAGAUACAGUUUAUCUGAAAGAAUUUUCUUUAGCAUUGACUUUUAUAGUUCCCAUUCUAAAAAUUCUUAAAAUUUUCAUAAAGUUUGUAUUUUUAAAUGAAAGUUCUAAAAGCUAUUUUUUAUCUGUACACAAUCAGAUUUUCUAAGUGAAGAUUAAUUUACUGAGGAUGAUAUAUUUUAAUACUGUAUUGCUCUGUUAAUAUGCUUAGCAAUCAAAUGAGAACAGAUGAUUUAAAUUCAUUGUUUGUGGACCUCAUACAUACAAUCUGCCAUCAGCUUUAAUGUACAUGAUACUACUUUUUGUAUAGUGCCAUGAACUAUCUUAAAGUAACUAUUAAAAUAAUCACAUAGAUUACAAACAGCUGGCUUCACUGAUGAUUUGAAUAGUGUGAUAAAUGAGACCUACUCAAAUUCUACAGAAGAUUUCCCUUAUAAAGCCUUCUCCAAAAAGUUUUGGAAUCUUAUGCUUGAGUUGUUACUUGAGAUUAAAGCUUACACUCAAGAGGCUUCCAGGACGCCUUAGUGUAGUCUGUUUGCCUCUAAGUACUUCUUAUACAGGGUGAUAGAAAAAGUAAUGAGGCAGUUUCUCUCUCCCCACGAACCUUUAAGACAGAAUCAAAUCUUUAACAGAAGUAUGAAGAACUGGGACGCCUGGGUGGCUCAGUUGUUAAGCGUCUGCCUUCAG
This is a messenger RNA of Enhydra lutris kenyoni (northern sea otter), 2498 nucleotides long. RefSeq names its product ring finger protein, transmembrane 1. Gene Ontology annotation, biological process: positive regulation of ERAD pathway. The transcript is spliced from 9 exons. Bases 212 to 1408 code for a protein of 398 amino acids. Gene Ontology annotation, cellular component: endoplasmic reticulum. The record is from RefSeq and is a predicted model, not a curated record. NCBI's taxonomy places the organism in Eukaryota, Metazoa, Chordata, Mammalia, Carnivora, Mustelidae. Gene Ontology annotation, molecular function: ubiquitin protein ligase activity.